GUUCAGCUGCAUCCGUUGCAUGGUCCGUGGCAGUAGCAAAAUAGUGUUCCGUCGGUCGGUCGGGUUUUUUGUUUGCAUCCUUGGCUCUGGGACUCGCGUGAGAUUUCCAAAUCGAGAACAGAACCGUUGAAAAAUCGCCGGAGGUGGAAGGCUCGCGGGUGGUCGACGCAAGAUGUGAACGUUGCUGGGCUUCCCCGGAUUUUGGCCCGCUUCGGUGGAACCGUCGACGGUAGCGGAAUCGCGGCGUUUUAGGUUAAAGCAGUCGCGGUGCACAACAAUGCGCUGCGUGAGAAAUCCGUACGGUGAAAGUCUCUCGGACUGUGUGCGACUGGGACUUGGACGCGAAGGUUCUCGCGAUUUUCUCGCCUUUGCAUUUUCGUCCUUUUUCUGAGGUCCGUUUCACGGUCCCUUUUCCCAAUCUUUUUCUCUCAUUCUCUCAAUCUCUCUAUAUAUACAUAUAUAUACACAUACACAUAUACCUAUCUCUCUCAUACGCACGCAUACAUUUACACAUACUUCUCUCUCUUCAUCUCUCCGUCUCCCCAUCUCGUGCUUUUUCGAUCAGCAUCCACUCCGGUGUCUGUGCGCGUCUGUGAAACGUCCAGCGCGUGAAAAAAGAGAGAGAAAACCGAAAAAAAGGAUGCGGAGGCUCGGGUGGCGAUGAUUCCGCUCGAAUUUCGCUGCGUCGAACCCCGGGGAUUGUGUUUCCCGACGCACCGGAGGACAAACGGACUCCCCUCGCCGACAGGAUGGAGACUUAAUUGCUUCUUCCGUUGAAAGGGUAAUAGAAUAACUGAACAUGGCAGAUGAUGAGGGUACAGAAUGGCUGCAGGAACUGUUGCACGAUGUUCAGCUGUCACAGUUUUUCACGAGAAUACGUGAUGAAUUACAAGUCACCAGACUGCAUCACUUUGACUAUGUGCAACCGGAAGACCUUGAGAAGAUAGGACUAGGGAAGCCAGGUAUCAGGCGACUGUUAGAUGCAGUUAAGAAGAAAAGGAACACGCAAUGGAAGAAAAACUUGAUCACCAAAAUCAGACCUGGCAGCAGCACGAAGACCAACAAAAGGUCAUCCCAACCUAUUGAAGGGUCUUCGGUGUUAACAUGCCUCAUACAAGACAAGGAUGUAACACUGUCUACAAAAUUAGGGGAUGGAAGUUUCGGUGUAGUUAGACGUGGGGAAUGGACAUCUCCUUCAGGGAGAAUCCUGCCCGUUGCAGUGAAAGUGCUCAAGGCAGAUGCAUUGACACAGCCAAGCGUUAUCGAAGACUUUGUGUCCGAAGUCCAAUCAAUGCACACGCUUGACCACCAGAACCUCAUUAGAUUGUACGGUGUAGUACUGUCGCAACCAAUGAUGAUGGUGACCGAGCUAGCGCCUCUCGGAUCGUUAUUAGACUACUUGCGAAAGCAAUGCGGUCGAAUCUCAGUAUUAACUCUCUGCAACUACGCGUUGCAAGUUGCCACGGGAAUGGCGUAUUUAGAGGCGAAGCGAUUUCUGCACCGCGACCUGGCGUGCAGAAACGUUUUACUGAGCUCGGUGGACAAAGUGAAGAUCGGCGACUUCGGCCUAAUGAGAGCGUUGCCUCAGCAGGAAGACUGUUACGUCAUGACGGAGCACAAGAAAGUACCGUUCCCAUGGUGUGCGCCGGAAUCAUUGAAAGCUCGCCAAUUCAGCCACGCGUCCGACGUUUGGAUGUUCGGCGUUACUUUAUGGGAAAUGUUAACGUUCGGUGAAGAGCCGUGGGUAGGGUUAAACGGUUCCGAAAUCCUGCGGAAGAUCGAUAAAGAUGGCGAACGGCUACACGAGCCAGAAGCAACGCCACCUGUCAUGUACCAAUUAAUGCUACGUUGCUGGACCCGGGAUCCCGCGGAAAGGCCGAUGUUCGCGUCCCUGAAGACGUCCCUUACAGGAAUGAUCCCGAGUCUGAUGAAAGCCGUAAAUAACUUCGAGGAAGCGAACAAAAUGACCAUCGAGCAAGGCGAUCAAAUAGUAAUCCUGGAUGGCCGGCCCGAGAACUAUUGGUGGAAGGGUCAGAAUCAGCGCACCUUUCAAAUUGGCCUGUUCCCCCGUUGCCUGGUCGACCCUAUGCGCCGCAGGCAGCCGGAGGAUAUAAGCAAACCCUUAGAAAAUUCCUUUAUCCACACUGGCCACGGUGCACCCUUCGGGAAAAGCUGGGGCAGCCCUAUUUACAUAGACGACGUCUACCUGCGUAAUCCCAUGGAGCCGCCAGAUGUUGUGGGUGUUGCCACUGCCCCGGACAGCCAUCUGAAAAAGAAAUUCUUCUGCGGCACGCCGAGAUCCCGGAAGCAGUUCAACUACACGAAAUUUCAGAACGACAUCCGCUCCAGCCCGGUGAAAUCUACCAACGCGCUUGGCCAAGGUGGCAGCCAAGAGGGCAGCCUAAUCGACUUGUCCCCGGAGGAGAUGGUGAACACUAGUGUUGCGCAGUCGGACACUGCCUGUUGCCGAGUGGUGAACAAUAUUCUAGACGAGCCAAUAGAUGACUUGGAGCGACAGCAGACGUCUUGGCAGGAGGACGACCCUAGAACGUAUGCUAACUUCCCUGGAAACGUGGACCCGGCGUAUUCGGAUCCGUUCGACACGUCGUCGGUGUUCAUGAAGCUGCCUCAUUCCAGGUACUACAGCCAAGUGCCGCCCGACGUGAGCAGCAGAUACUUCAAGACCCAGAGCUAUGGGAACGUCCAGAACCAGGAUGCAUCCGGUAGCCAGGAGAGUACAAAUUAUUUCACGCCGGAGGCCGGUUCGGACGUGAACCACUAUUCCAUAAGCCUGAGCAAGGAGAACCGGAACGACAGUAUUAACCUGAACGUGAACGUCGACGCCGAGGAGGGGAACGUGUACUCUCAGCACCACUACAGCGAAAUUGACAAACCGAGUCCGCCCAUGGCGAGGUGGUCCACGUGGCCGGAGGACCUGCAGGACGAGACGCAGCAGCAGACCUACGCGAACGUGUCCAGCAGGAAUUCUCAAAGCACGGAGGCGCCACCUCAUCCGCUUGUCGCUCCAAACGAAAGCCCACUGAAACCGAAAUCGAACCAUGAUCUCGCUCAAAGCCUCAACGAACUGACUAUCAACACUCGCAGCACUGUCUCGCCUAAGAAGCUCGACCCAGCGUUCUUGGCCGAGCUAGAGAAGCACCUUGGCGAGAAAGAAGCCAGCAAGAACACGAACGCCAGCCAGGAAGCUGCAGGCUCCUCCGAGCCGUAUUCUUCCGUGAACAAACUUCCCGAGAACACGAUCCCGACGUUAAGACCGCCGCCUCAGUCGACGAAGCCGAAAUCCCCGCAGAUUGACCACAGGUCGAGCAACCUGCCAACCAAGGUGCAAAACUCCUGGCAGUCGAAGACUACCAACAUUCAACAGCCACGUAAUCAGUCCGAACAACGGAUGCUGGAGACGACGACUGAUCAAAUGGUCGGUCAGAUCUGGCAGCAGGUGCAAGUGUCCCAGAACACUUACAGCGCGGAGGCUAACGUGAACCGGGUGCUGAGCAAUGCACCUACGAACCUGAAUUUACUGCAGAUAGCACCCAGCAAUCUAGCUAGCCAGUGCAACGUGUCGAAACCGAAUGUUAAUCACGCGCAAAACUCUGCGUCCACGGUGAACCAGGCCAGCCACUUGCCAAACCUUCCUCUGGCUCAGGUGAACCAUGGAAUCACGCAGAUCCAGAACGAUCUCCAGCAAGCGCACACUAGUAACGUGGCCGCGAAGCCGGCCAGCGCGGUGCUGUCCGAGCAAGUGUACGCUGAGCUGAAGCAAACGGUGCCGAACCUGGACCAGCUGUCCCAGAACGAGUUCAACACGCUGUAUAAUAAGACCGUCCAACAGAAUAUCCUCAGGAACUACUACGCUGCGAGUGCGUCGUCCGCCCCCGACUCUAGCAAUCUAAGUCAUAGUCAUUAUUUGGAGGGAGCUGCUGGUGGUUCGCAGCAACAGCCACGCCAGUCGGCCGCGCAGGCGAGGAGCUUCUCGGCGCAGAGUCAUCCCUGCGACUUCAGCCCUCACCUGAAGCAACCGCCGGUGUACAAUCCGCCUCCGCCCGCCUGGAGCCCGAUGAAAUCUGUACAGAACGGUCAGUGCACCGUAAUGAAGUCCAAUCUGGCGGGCAAUUUAGCGAAUAGUCCCAAUCUGCUGCAGCUGGCGCACACUAACGCGCCUCAGGAGGCUGCCAUGGUAAUACCGCAAGCACCCGUGAUACGCGCCACGCCGCCUCAGAUGAACGAGACGGUCGUUAAUACUCAAUUAGCCCCCUCCACGUCCGCGUACCCUUCCGGCGUGAGUCCUCCGCUGACCGGCGCCUCCCAGCAGCUCGUCAUGUCCCUGAACGACGAGUUUCGAGCCAACAAAGUGAUGAAGGUGCAGAGGGAGACUGCCGACGCCUCGCAGCAAGAGAUACUGACAGCGUUGCAAGCGACCGGCUGGGACACUAACCAGGCUGCGAAGCAAAUACUCAAGGACAGGCAGGCUAAGAUCGAGUCUCUUGUGAGAUUGGGUCUGGCAGGCAGACAGGAGUGCGAGGGUGCUCUGAAACAGACUGAAUACGACGUAGACCUAGCAGCUUCCCUAUUGCUGGACCAGGUCAGAUGAAAGCGGAUUGAAAACGCUGCGAUCGCCGCCGGAGAUGUUGUAAAUCAAUUAUAGCGAUCAUACGCAUAGAAAUAUAUAUAUAUAUAAAUAUAUUUAUAUAUAUAUUUAUUUGUAAGCGACACAGCCAUACGCGCGGAACGAGGCUACGGGCUGCGCUCGCUGGCUGCCGGUGUCUCCGCGGGGAACGUGCUCGCGCGUUCGCAAAAGACAUUUUAUUUUUUCCUUCACGACGAUGUACAUAGGAAACCGAAAUUCAAUUGUUACUGUACAUUCAGGAGCACCGGGACGAGACAGAUUAAAAGAAUUGUUGCAUUCCAGGGAAACGAGCUUCCGCUUCGAAACGUGUAGGCGCGAGAGACUAUGCUUCUGCGACUGCGACGUCGCUGCGAGGUGAUAGCUUUUAAACGGGGUUAGGAGGCGGCGAACGAAUCGGAAUUUCUUCGAGACUGUCAGACGUGUUGUUUUCUUGUUCUCUUUAACACGUUGAGUGCCGCGCGAUUUUGCUGAGAAAAAUAUAGGAAAUAAUGUAGUAUCCACUUACGCGAUUGAAUUACGUUAUUAUUGCAGCUUUAUCUUGUUGAAUGUCGCUGUAUUAGGUGGUAUAAUGUAGAAAAGGUUUCAAAUAAUUUAACCGAAUGAAUUAUAGUAAAUUUGGUUGAGGUCAUUGAUACCUCGACGGCAUCCAAUGUGUUAAUGAUCGAUGUACUCUCGUUGCGUUUAUUGACCAGCGAAUAUUGGAAUUGUUUUCCUUGCCGUUUUAUCUUGCGCUGAGUUACGAUGAAGUCUUCUCUUCUCUUUUUGUUUCAUUCGUCUACCGUAACAGUAUUUCAUUUAAAUUUUAAGAUGGUGUUGCGAGCGUCUUCCUGGUAAUUAUUCAGCGUGCAGGAAAGGGUUGAACAAGAGGCCAACGAUCGAGAAAUUCGUUCGCGCGACUAGCAGUAUACAUAUCGCCUAAUGACCGGAACCUGGAAUGCUUCGCGUCGAUAAUUAACUGGCGUAAUUAGGUGUGCGUGACCGGAAGCGAACCGGGUCAACGAGGAUCCACUCGGCCGGUUAUGAUCUACCGGUAUUCCUCGCGUAAAAGCGAAAAUCCUUAUACGAUUGGAAGUCGUGCGUGUUCCCGUGAAAGUGCUCGUAAACGACUGACUAACGUUCGAACGUACGAUGUUGCUCAAAAGUAUUUUGGUCAUUGGAUCGUUUGAUUUCUAUACGGUUCGUGGUAUAGGAGAAUUCGAAGGAAUUAAUGGAAUAUCGAAGCUCUUUAUCGUACAUGUAGAAAUGUAAAUUUGUUUGGAUAUUAUAAUUAUUAUUUUAUUAGAUAGAUAGGGGUGCCUUUUCUUUUGUAAUUUCGAUGGUAAGUGAUUAAAUAUUUUUGAGCGAUAGUGUAUGGAAAAGUGAGAGGUAGUUCUCUUCUCUGAGAGAAGGCGUCGAUACGAUUCUCGUUUUCGCUCGAUUUUUCUGCUAGCCCAUUCUCGCGAGUCAAUUAUCUGUUAGGAUUUAAAUGGUGGGGGACAAAAGUGCUCGCACAGUGGAAACGUCGGGCUGCGCCGACUUUGCACGCGCUUAUGCAAAUUUCUAUUUUAAUGGAUGAUUUAUAUGACAAAAGGCUUAACGAUUCUAGGGUUGGUUAUCAUUCGGUGAGCUCAUUUGAAUGAUUGCGUUAAUCUAAUCGAAGUCGGGUCCUAACCCUAAGAGAUUCCUAAAUCUCGACUUGUUGUUAAUAAAAAAAAAGAAAGAUAAUUAGAUUCGUAAGUGAAUAUACGUAUGCGAAUGUAUUCAUAUUUCCAAGGAGAUAUAGCUAUUUUCAUACUGAAAUUUUUACUGUGCGAACACUCGCGUUCCUUGCUGCAUAUUUGAUGCGAGAAUUUCAGGUUCGUUCGAUUAACAAACGGCAACUUAAGACUUCCAGCGGAUCACUGCUUCUAGGAAGUAAUUUUCGAUUAACACAUUGACUGCCAUGUCAUCCGAGUACACGUGACACUGACUUUUCCAUUGUGCUUGAUGGAAUUUCAAGUGGAACUUAAUUUUCAUAGUGAUUUAUCGAAUGAACCAAAUUUCAUUAUGAUCUCUGACACGUGCCGAAGUUAAACAAUUCGUUGCUGGACUGCAAACCUGCAAUCAUUGCUAUAGAUGAUGGUUCUUGCUCAUAGGAAUUAUGAAAAUCAGUACACAGGGGUUUUUGUGAGUUUAUUGUAUUAGCUGCAUUCUAUGGAAUUUUAUUACAAUUUUAUUACAAAUUUAUUACAACUGAUAUCACAAUCCAAUAUUUCAGUUUCUAAUUUCUUAGUUACAAUUCGUAUUACAGCCCAGUACUUCAGUUUCUAAUUUCCUAAUUGUAAUUUGUCUAAUUUCCAUUACAAUUGGUAUCACAAUCCGAUAUUUCAAUUUCUGAUUUCUUAAUUACAAUUUGUAUAAUUUCGUAGUUAUAAUUUUCAUUACAACCCAACACUUCAAUUUCAUCUAAUUUCCAUUACAAUUCAUAUCGCAACCCAAUACUACAAUUCCUUAAUUACAAAUUUUCUAAUACCUUAGUCACAAUUUCUAUUACAACCCAGUACUUCAAUUUCCAAUUUCCAUUACAAUUCACAUCGCAACCCAAUACUUCAAUUUCCAAUUCCCAUUACAAUUCACAUCACAACCCAACGUUUCAAUAACCAAUUUCCCAGUCGCAAAUUCGCAGUCAACGUGUUAAACACUGCAGCUAGCUUGGCAACCAGGUCUGCCACAGUUCCGGCCUUAAAAAGAUGUCUUGCCGGAUUGGAAACGGAGAGUGUACGUCGAUCACGCGAUAAAACGGCACAAGGGUAGGGGGCGAGAAACGCCGAUUCGGCCGCACAAGGGGCGGGGGAAAUUUGCGCUGCGCGAGAAACGCAAGAGAAAUAUUGAAAAAAGGAAAACGAACAGAAAAGAGAGACGAAGAGAGAGGGAGAGAGAGAGAGAGAGAAUAACAGAUAUUGAAUUUGUAACUGUGAUAUGCGUUACUAAAGGCUCUAGGCGGUACUGUUCAGAGAAUAGAUGGGGAAACAUUUCCUUUCCCGUGUUGUCCUUUCUUUUUUUUUAGAGAUAGAUCGACGAGUAGAUCGUAUUCGCGUAAUAUAUUAGAUCUGUCGGAAAGUUCUGUCCAAUAAUGUUCUCAAGUUUCCAAAGAUGAAUGAUUUUAUAGGAAUGGAAUGCAUAAAUUGCUAUCAUGUUGGAAAGAGGUGAUUGGUGACGAUAGAAAUGAUAUUGUUCGGUAAAUAAUAACCCUUUGCACUCGAAAAUUUAUCCGCUGCAUACAUUCAUUAUUUUCUAAUGAAUUAUCGAUGAGAUUUUUUAUGGUAUUAAUUAGAAAUAAUGUACGAAGGGUUGGAAUUAUUUUAUUUCAAUAUUUCGUGUCUAAUUGUGUUAUAAGAAAUUUGAUAUUUAAUAAUUUUUCUAGGUUAAACUAAGCGGCGUCUCUCGAGUGGAAAGGGUAAUGUAGAGUAGGAGAGGUAGCCCACUUUUUUGGAAAGAAUUGUUAUAAAUAUUCUUGAUACCUAACGGAAACUGAAAUAUAUUUAUGUAAAAAGAAUAAUUGACACUAGAAUUACUCUAUCAAAAUACGUUCUAGUUUUCUUAUUUCAUAAUUAUUGAUAUCCUAAAAAUAUUAAUACUAUUUAUAUAUUCAAAAUAAUUUUAAAGACAAAUAUUUUCACUUGAAUGUUAUAAUCAACACACGAGGAAGCCAGAAAAGUCUUGUCACAAUUUUUAUAAAGAUUACAUAUUAAACACUCGGUUGUUCUAGUGUUAAAAACAACUGUUACACCGUAAAUAUUAUUGACAUCCGACAAAAAAUAGAGCAUAUUUAUGAAAAUAAAGAUGUACAUAAAGUAAAAGUGAAAGUAAAGAUCUACAUAAGAAGAAUAGACAAAUAGAUUUCUGUACAAGAUUUAGUAUACCACAAAAAACAAUUGAAAAUACACUUAACAAUUUAACUGCUACAAAAUUCAGAAUAUUUGAUAGUUUUAAUUCUGUCAUCUAAUUCGUAAUUACCCUUUCGAAGAUGCAUUAUCUUCUGUUAAUUUGAAAACGAACAGAGCCUUCCGGCGGAUCUAAUACUUGGGAGUGUACAUAGACGUUUAGCGACUGAGUUUAAUGCUGUAACUAGAUUGUGUGCGAGUACCGUCGGUUGCUGGGAACCUGGCGCUCGUGACGUCAUAGGGGCGGAGACAGUCGCUCCGAGUGAUCCAAUCGCGAGCCUGGGAACGGCUCUCCGCGCGGCCCGAUUGGUGGCCGUGAGCGCCUCGGCCAAUCAGGCGUGCGCGCUCGAAUCUGACCACUCAGACGAGAGUGGCAGGUUCGUUGCAACGGACGGUACAUGGGGUUCGACGGUCGCACGAUUGCGCGGAAAGGUGUGUUCGAAAGUGUCGAGGUCCACCUUGAAGUUAACCCUUUGCCGGUGAGAAUUUUAUUUAACGUUCGCUACCAACAAUCCUAUAUUUUGCAUGGAAAACUCUAUAAAACGAAUGGUUAUGUAAGUAGAUAUUGUUAUUUAAAUGGCAAUAUGUAACAAUGAUAACUUGUAUAUAGAUAUUGUUAUUUAAAGCUGUAGACUGCGAAUGUUUAUGUAAAUAUAUAAUUUUAUACAGAUACAAAUUGGAAUUGCACGGUAUCCGAUUCUCUUGGUGAAUUACGAAUUAAGCGUGUACAUUUUUAUUAAAUAAUUCUUGUUGCAGGAUUUCUUUGAGGUAUCUUUGUUAUAGAUGCAUAAUAUUUUGCAGUCUAUACGCCGUUUGCUUUGGAA
Messenger RNA from Nomia melanderi (Alkali bee), 9371 nucleotides. RefSeq names its product activated Cdc42 kinase (gene Ack). The record is from RefSeq and is a predicted model, not a curated record. Gene Ontology annotation, biological process: protein phosphorylation. NCBI's taxonomy places the organism in Eukaryota, Metazoa, Arthropoda, Insecta, Hymenoptera, Halictidae. Gene Ontology annotation, molecular function: ATP binding; protein tyrosine kinase activity; protein binding.